Molecule: messenger RNA, 1340 nt
Organism: Humulus lupulus (European hop)
Lineage: Eukaryota; Viridiplantae; Streptophyta; Magnoliopsida; Rosales; Cannabaceae
Product: protein EXORDIUM-like 3
Exons: 1
Coding region: 64-1101 (345 amino acids)
Source: RefSeq, a predicted model, not a curated record
GUAGUAUAGAAAGAAACAACACUAGGCAGUGCUUCACUUCCAUUUUCGUAAAUAAAUACUAAAAUGCGCCAGGGUUGUACCGGCCAUUGUGUGGAGCCACGGGCUCCGGUGGUUCUAGGCCUCUCCAUACUUACCCUGCUCCUCUUUACCUCUCCAGUCAUUGGCUGGCGUCCGUGGCCCCAAAACAGCUCCGACCCACUUUAUGGUGACUCCAAGAAGUUCGAAGGGUCAUCGGAGUUCGUACACUUGAAGUACCACAUGGGUCCAGUCCUCACCGCCGAUAUUACCGUUCAUACCAUCUGGUACGGUUCCUGGCAAAGAAGCCAGAAAAAGAUAAUCCGCGAGUUCAUCAACUCAAUCUCAGCCGUUAACUCCAAACGCCCUUCCGUCGCCGGGUGGUGGAAAACCGUACAGAUGUACACGGACCAGACCGGGAAGAACAUCUCGCGAACCGUUCGACUCGGGUCGGAGAAGAACGAUCGGUUUUACUCGCACGGUAAAACCCUAACCAGGCUAGACAUACAGUCGGUGAUCAAAAUCGCGGUGACGGCGAAAUCGAAGCCGUUGCCGAUCAAUCCACAGAGCGGGAUCUACCUCGUUUUCACCUCUGAAGACGUGUACGUCCAGGAUUUCUGCAGACAGGUCUGCGGUUUCCACUACUUCACUUUUCCCUCCAUUGUUGGUUACACCCUUCCGUACGCCUGGGUCGGCAACUCCGGCAAAAUGUGCCCCGACGUCUGCACCUACCCGUUUUCGGUGCCGAGCUACAUGACCGGACUGAAGCCUCUAAAGUCACCCAACGGUGACAUAGGGGUGGACGGGAUGAUAAGCGUGAUUGGCCACGAGGUUGCUGAGCUGGCAACGAACCCGUUGGUGAACGCCUGGUACGCGGGUCAGGACCCGAGUUUCCCGGUGGAGAUUGCUGAUCUCUGCGAGGGCAUUUACGGGACCGGUGGUGGCGGGUCGUACACGGGUCAGCUAAUGGACGGUCACGAUGGUGCCACGUUCAACAUGAACGGGAUCAGACGGAGGUUUUUGGUUCAGUGGGUUUGGAACCACAUGUUGAACUACUGUAGUGGCCCCAAUGCGCUUGAUCAGUAAAAUUAAAAAAAAAAAAAUUGAAUUUCUUAUAUAAUAUAUCUAUAUAUAUAUUUUUUCUGGGUUAUGGUCUGAGGUUAUCGGGUCUCUCUGGGUUUGGCUUUCAAUCUUGUGAAGCUUUGUUUUGUUAAUGCAUAAUUAAUUAUAAUCAGCUGUUAAGGUAGUUUAAGUUUGUUAAUUAUUGUAACAAUAUAAUUUUCGUAUACUAUUUAUGUUAUACCAAAAGAUGUCGUUUCCUCUUU